AUGUCUACCGGAGACGGAUGCAAGCAUUAUUCCUACCCAGGCAUGGGCGAGUGGGCGCAAAAGACUAUGGCCUACUCACAAGCCAUCCGAGUCGAAAACAGGAUCGUGUGCUCCGGUCAAGGCGGCUGGGACCGAGUGAGCGGCGAUAUCUCGCCCGAGAUUCAGGAGGAGGUGUCUCAAGCCUUUGCCAACGUCGAGGCCAACUUGAAGCACGCUGGCGGAAAGGGCUGGUCCCAGGUAUAUCGUGUGGUAACCUACAGCACCGAUAUUAAAGCUACCCACGACCUGAUUGUUGCCAACUAUCGCAAGCACAUGCCAGGCCAUCACCCGACCUGGACCGAGCUAGGAGUAAAAGAGCUGGGGCUACCCACAAUGCACAUUGAGAUUGAGGUGGAGGCUUAUGAUCCGGAAGGGGCCACCACCGAGCUCGGCCAAGCGCAAGCAUAA
This is a messenger RNA of Trichoderma breve, 447 nucleotides long. RefSeq names its product endoribonuclease l-PSP domain-containing protein. The coding region runs from base 1 to 447 and encodes 148 amino acids. The record is from RefSeq and is a predicted model, not a curated record. Lineage: Eukaryota; Fungi; Ascomycota; Sordariomycetes; Hypocreales; Hypocreaceae. The transcript has 2 exons. Gene Ontology annotation, cellular component: cytosol. Gene Ontology annotation, molecular function: deaminase activity.